AAACUCUUCACUAAUUCUCAAAAGAAAUAUGAAUCCUUCUCAGAAGCGACCAGUUGUCAAUGCAUCUAGAGAUUUUCCACCUGGUCGUGGAACUUCCACUAAUGUUCCUGACAAGGCUUUCAAGAAAUCAAGAGCAGUUGAUGUUGUUGUUCAUCAUGCUGUUGCAAAUUCAGAACCCGUUAAAGUUUCUCCCGGAGAAGAACAAGAGUUUAGAAACUCUCAUCAAGAACAUGUUCCUACACCUCGUGAGAAAGUGCAUGAGGUCUUGCGUGUUUUCAAAGAAGUGUUCACACAGUUGGAUCGAGAGAAACAAGCUAGGCGCGGUGGAGAUUUAUACGAGGCGACAGCUCGAAUAGACCUCAAAACACAAGUUUUCUUAGAGAAAGAAGGCAAACAUGUGAACACGCCGAACAGAAUUGGACAAGUUCCUGGAAUCGAAGUUGGAGAUGAGUUCCAGUACAAAGCUGAACUUCGUGUCGUCGGGCUUCAUUUCAGGACCAUGUCCGGGAUCGACUAUGUGGAAGUUGAAGGUGUGAAGUUGGCGACAAGCAUCGUUUCGUCGGAAAGAUAUGAUUUUGAUGAUAAGUUUGAUGCUGAUGUUGUGAUAUAUACUGGGGAAGGAGGAAACGUGAUUAACAAGGAAAAGAAAGCUGAAGAUCAGAAGAUGAUAAAGGGCAAUUUAGCAUUAGCUAACAGCAUGAGGCAUAAGAGGGAAGUGAGAGUGAUACGUGGAGACGAGAGAUGGGAUGGUAAAGGGAAGCAUUAUGUGUAUGCUGGAUUGUACUUAGUUGAUAAGUACUGGUUAGAGAAAGGAGUUAGUGAGAGGAAAGCUGUAUGUGCAUCAGUAUGAUGAGUUGGAUUCGGUUCAUUGGCAAGAGAGGUCAUGGAGGUAAAAUUAUAAUUAAGAAUAAGCAUUCUAGGGUUCCUGGCCAGCCUUCCACUAACCCGAGACACUAUUGUGAGAUG
Brassica oleracea var. oleracea is the source of this 966-nucleotide messenger RNA. Its product is annotated as YDG domain-containing protein At5g47150-like. NCBI's taxonomy places the organism in Eukaryota, Viridiplantae, Streptophyta, Magnoliopsida, Brassicales, Brassicaceae. The transcript is spliced from 2 exons. The record is from RefSeq and is a predicted model, not a curated record. The coding region runs from base 29 to 850 and encodes 273 amino acids.